Messenger RNA from Parnassius mnemosyne (clouded apollo), 2361 nucleotides. The record is from the annotation of a GenBank genome assembly. Lineage: Eukaryota; Metazoa; Arthropoda; Insecta; Lepidoptera; Papilionidae.
AUGCGACGGGCUUGGAGAGGUCGUUACAAAAAUUAUUAUCGUUCCCGUGGUAAAAGUAGUUAUAAUAAUUCGUCUAUAGAAAACCAAAGCAUAAACAAUUCUUCAAGUUCUAUACGGAUAUCUCAUAAUAAUUCAGUAGCAUCUUCUAGGGCACCUGCUAAUCAGCUACCCUUAGUAAUACCUGUUAAUACUGGGAACAAUGUAUGGAAGUUAUAUUUUCCAACUGAAGAUCAAUCAAGUAACUCUGAAGCUUUAAGGCAUAUUAGUUGCUUCAAAUCCUUUAUUGUCAAAAAUGAAAGCUUAUUUGACUUGGAGAAAAUUGACCAGUCUCGCAGUGUACCGCUUGAUAUGCAAAUGAUUAUAGAAGACCAAGAUUUCAACACUGGCUGGCCAUCUUUUCCAAAUGAUUUAUUUGAAAAGCCAGAACACACUUUACGGCUUUUGGAGUUCUGUUUGCACGAGCAUUUGAAGUGUGAAUCAAAGAUAAAAGUCAGAAUAUUAAAUCAUCAGCCAGUCAUACCAAUUGCCAAUUUAAAAGUUAACUACUUUGGAAAGUUAGUAACUAUCAAAGGUACAGUUAUCAAAGUGGGCAGUGUGGGGCUAAUUUGUACAUCAAUGGCAUUUGAGUGCUCCAGUUGUCACAAUAUUCAAGCUGUAAUACAACCUCAAGGAAUAUUCACAGUGCCAAAUUUUUGUCAGAGUUGCCAAAGUAGCCACAAGUUUGAACCUCUUCAGUCAUCUCCCUUUACCACUACAACUGAUUGGCAAGUAGCUAAAAUACAAGAAAUUCAAUCACAGAGUGUGUCUGGGACAAUACCGAGAAGUGUUGAAAUAGAACUUCAAGGCGACUUAGUUGGUACUGCGUGCCCCGGUGACGUUCUAUCUGUCACUGGCAUUGUCCAGGUGCGAGGAGAAAGUAAGGGAGGCGAGGACGGUAGAAGAGCCGCACGUUUGUUACAAUUGUAUAUAGAGGCAGUUUCAAUACAUAGUCAAAGAAAUCUCAGUAACCCGACGCUGUCGUUUACUUUAAAAGACUAUUACGCUAUACAGGAAAUUCAUGCCUCCGAUGACGUCUUUCGACUUCUAGUGCAUUCGCUAUGCCCAACGAUAUUUGGACAUGAAGUAGUCAAAGCUGGCCUUAUCCUCGGUUUACUUGGUGGAACUGAAGACGAAGGUGGUACAAGACCAAAUCCACAUAUAUUAAUAGUCGGGGACCCUGGGCUAGGCAAGUCACAGUUAUUACAAGCUGCGGCUCACGCUGCUCCUAGAGGUGUGUACGUGUGCGGCGCGUCGGCGUCGGGCGGCGGGCUGACGGUGGCGCUGGGCCGCGAGGCGGGCGGCGACUUCGCGCUCGAGGCGGGCGCGCUCGUGCUCGCCGACCAGGGCGUCUGCUGCGUCGACGAACUCGACAAGAUGACAGCGCAUCAUAGUAGUCUGUUGGAAGCAAUGGAGCAACGUCGAGUGAGCCUCGCCAAGGGAGGUGUUGUGUGCAGUUUGGCCGCUCGAGCUACCGUGUUAGCUGCUGCCAAUCCCUCUGGUGGUAGUUAUAAUAAAGCUAAGACGGUAGCUGAGAAUUUAAAGCUUAAUUCGGCCUUGUUAUCGAGAUUCGAUUUGGUUUUCAUUCUACUCGAUCAACCAGAUGAGAAAAUCGACGCAAUGUUAUCGGAACAUGUCUUGGCCCUUCACGCUGGCUCAAAAGGAAACAGUUCUACGAAAUCUGCCAAAAUUAACGUUGACAUUAACUCCAGUCAGAGUGAUGAACAUGUAUCGCUAAGCAAGCGACUACGACUGAAACCUGGAGAAGUGAUCGACACUUUACCCUUAGUGUUACUUCGGAAGUACAUCGCUUACGCAAGACGCUACGUACGUCCAAAACUGAGCACGGAAGCCGCGAACACGUUGCAGAACUUUUACAUGGAACUUCGACACAAUCACCAAGGAACGUGCAACGACGGCACUCCAAUAACUACACGACAGCUUGAGGCCAGCAUACGACUCACCCAAGCUCGAGCACGAGCAGAGUUACGCGAGGAGGCGACGGCAAAAGAUGCCAAUGACGUCAUCAGUUUAAUAAAGCAUAGCUUAGUUGAUACUUUUAGUGACGAGUUUGGUAACAUUGAGUUAUCAAGAUCAAUAAAUGGGUCCGGUAUAAGUUCAAGGAGUAAGUUGAAAAAGUUUUUGGACGCACUAACAAGACGUUCUCAUCAACUGGGUAAAGACGUAUUCACAAGACAAGAAAUGAUUCAGAUACAUAAGGCCGCGGGUGUAGCAGGGGAUCCUAACGAAUUGAUUGAAGCUAUGCAUCUACAUUCUUAUCUACUGCUUAAAGGUUCUAAUACAUACCAAUUAAUUGCUAUUUAA